AUGAAUCCGUCCAUUUUGCUCUUCGUUCUGGCAUGUUUGCAGCUGUCGAUGUGUGCGGAUAGUAGUGAGUCGGGAGUUUUCAAAAAUAUUUAAAAUAGCCAACUCAAGGCUAGCUUAAGGGGCGUGGCUUGUCUGCGCUCUCCACCAACCAGGCACUAUCUCCUUUUUCAUCGUGUCAGGACCUUUUUCCGAGGGUUGAAGCCAGCCCUGAAUCAGCUAUAUAUGAAAAAGAGAAGACUAACCUGAAAAAAAAAACGGAAAAGCCCGUUCUUUAAACGCUGACAGUUCAGAAUAUUUGUUUAUUCAUUCAUUUUUUCUUACCCUAGGGCCUAGGCCUCAAAAUUCAGUUUUUCCGUUUUUUUUGUACUAAACUUGUGGUUUUUUGAUAUCAGUAGAUGCAAAAAAAUGAACGCUUGCUGGAAUUGAACCAGCGACUUACAAACCAACAGCGAACUUUUUUGUUUCGAUUUCUCGAUUUUUGAAAUCAAGUUUCUAUUGGAAGGGCUGUCUAACAAAGCAUGUUUAAAUGAUUUUUUUAAAACAAACUUCUGAGAAAUAUAAUUUAUAGGUCUCAUCUGCCCGCACGAGAAUUGGUUAGGCUUCAUAAGAGCGAAAAACCAAACUUGGUGUAUGAAAGUUUUCAAAUAAAAAAUUGAAUUUUCCUCAAAAAAAAGGUUCAGCUGUUUCCUGGAAUCAUUUCUCAAGCGACCGCCCAGACACAGUGCGAAAAGUUGGGCGCAGCUCUUUCUGGAAUCGAUAACAAGGAUGAAUUGGACCUCUUCAAGAGUUUUAACUUCAAAAAAUAAUGGAAAAAUAUAUUUUUCCAGUUUACACCGGCAUGAUGGCCGCAGAUCUCGGACUCUCGGAAGGCCUUUCAAUUUGGGUCGGUGGAAAAAGAAAGGAAAAUUGUCUCGGAUCUCUUUCCACGAAGGCCAAUUGCGAUAUCUCAGGGAAGGUGAAGAGUUAUAGCUAAUUCUGAGAAUAUUCAAAGAAAGGAAGAUUUGAGGACACUUGCCAGCCUGUACUAAAAUUCCAAAAUUCAGUUAAUUUUCAAUUAACAACCGUUAAAGAAGAAAAGUUUUUUGUAUGAAAAAGGAGCUCAAAAUACCUUUUUCUUAUCGUUUUCGGUACUUUCAGCGGUACCUUUUCAGCUCUUUUUGAAGGUCCUAGAAGGAACUUACCUGUUUUUCUAGAAAAAACGCCAAUAAAUAUUUUUGAAAUUCUGGAUGUUGAGUCUUUCGCCUUCACCGACAAAUCGAACAAUUCCUUUGCAUUCCCGAGUAAAUGGGCCACCGGAGAGCCGGAUAACAACUUCGAUCGCUGGACGUGAGUUUAAAAAACAAUUAUCAAGAUAGAACAUUUGAUAAAAGUCCAAAAAGAAAAGGAAAUUUCCAGACAAGAACGAGAAAAUUGCCUGGUCCUGACCAAUGACCUGAAGGACGCGAAAUUCCGCGACACGGCGUGAGUCUUCAAGUAUUUCAUUGUUUUAGCUUGAUUUUUGGUGAAAGUUCAUUAUUUUGGAGCUGUUACGUCAAUGUCGCUGUUUGCGUACGCGACACUGGAACUGACGCCACUUUCAAAAAAGCAAAAAAAUAAAUAAAUAGGCUUAUCUUGAGCUUAUUCUUUUUUUGGUAGAGUAAUAUAGAAUUUGUCCCUGUCCCUCCAAUAGUUAUUUAUUUUUUUUUUACUCUCGGGCGGUUGCUUUACGUCUCUCGGAACCUUUUUUGCGGUUUUAUAGUCCAUUCGCCGCGACUUGAAAGUUUUUGCGUGUCUGCGUCUUUCUGUUCCCUCACCGGCGAGGUCAGAGAAACGUGAAAAUAGCAGGUAAACAGUAGAGAGUCGCCGAGAGACGAGGAGGGCGCAGAGAAGUCCCGCACUUGCAAGUCGUGAAAAACAGACUACAUCAGAUUUAAUCUCCUUGGAUCAUGGCGAAUAUGACAUUCUGACCUGUCUGGGUCUCUUUUCUCUCGACGGUGAGGUAGAAGGAAAUAGCAUCAAAAGCAUCUCUCCAUAUUUUUUUUAGUAAAGAAUAAUUUUUCAGCUGUGAUACCAGACAAGGCCUGAAGGAGCGAGGAAACAAGGGCGUCUACGGCUACCUCUGCGGAAUGAAGGCGAUUGGUCAGAGAUUCCUAAAUGAACAGAAAAAAAGUCUAUUUUUACAGAUGCUUCGAAAAAACAGAAGCAAGUCUUGGUCACCGACAGGAAACCGACAAAGGCUCCUCCGACGGUCUGUCCGGUCACCAAAAAAGUCUGA
Molecule: messenger RNA, 2254 nt
Organism: Caenorhabditis auriculariae
Lineage: Eukaryota; Metazoa; Nematoda; Chromadorea; Rhabditida; Rhabditidae
Source: the annotation of a GenBank genome assembly